Molecule: messenger RNA, 771 nt
Organism: Metarhizium album ARSEF 1941
Lineage: Eukaryota; Fungi; Ascomycota; Sordariomycetes; Hypocreales; Clavicipitaceae
Exons: 1
Coding region: 1-771 (256 amino acids)
Cellular component (GO): mitochondrion
Source: RefSeq, a predicted model, not a curated record
AUGCUGGCCGCAGUACGCGCACUGGUGCGGCCGCGGCGGCAAAUCGCUCUAGUCUCGCGCCUUGAACGCGCGCCGCCUCAGUCGUCACGAUGGCUCACCAAGAGCGCGGCCGAGGAUUCGCAAGCACCAAAAUUAAAGUACCCCGAUCCCCCGACAACCAAUCACUCGGAUCUCGGUACCUUCAGGGCCUACGCCCGUCGGACGGGCCUGGACGAAAAGUCUACCGUCUAUGUCGGCACCCACUACGAAUACAAAGUAUCUGGUGCCCUCUCCAGGUACGGCUUCUUCUUGAAACGGAUUGGCGGCUCGUCAGACCACGGCACAGACUUGGUAGGGACGUGGACGCUUCCAUCGUCGUCGUCGUCGUCAUCUCGUACGGCGCCGUUCAAGGUUCUCGUGCAGUGCAAAGCUGGCACCCAGCGCGUCGGUCCGCAGCACAUACGAGAACUAGAAGGCGCCUUUGUCGGCGCACCUGUUGGAUGGAGAGGAACGGGAGUCUUGGGCCUGCUCGCGUGUGAGCGGGCCGCGACUAGGGGGGUUCGCGACUCGCUGGGGAGAAGCAAGUGGCCCAUGGUGUACAUUUGCUGCUCGAAAGAGGGCGUCGUGUCACAGAUGAUCUGGAAUCAGUGCGUCGAGGAGCUGGGUCUUGAUGGGUAUGGAGUCUCUGUGAGGCGUGGCGACGACCGAGAUGAGUUGGUGAUGAUGCACAACGGCGCCGUGGUGCCCUUUUUUGUCCGAGGACAAGUAAAUAUGGCUGGGGUCGAGAUGUAA